AUGGACGCGGGCGCGAGGGACGCGAAUCAAGAUAUUCGUGGGGCUCAAAUGAAUGGUCAGGAACCUCCCACUCGUGGCAGCGCAUCCUACUUACCUCAGCAGGGCUCUACGCUGGAUCGUGGUGACGGACAAUUUCAUCCAGCUUCCGUUCGUGGACCUCCCGUAUUUCUCUCUCCGAAACAUCAAGCAUUAAUAACCCCAAAGCAAAUACCCAGCAACUGGAACGCGACUCGACAGCAUGCAGGUAACCCGAACCUGGCGACUACCGAAGAUCAUGGUCAACUUCAGAGAGGAUGGAAAGGCUUUGCGCAGGGAGGCUUUCUCGCAGAUGACGCACGACUACAGAACACCGCUCCACCAUACGCGCCCCAAAUUCCACGCGAUGGACAUGAACCGGGAGGUAAUAUCCAGAAGCCACCGAUCAGGAGCGAGGCAGUCAAGGUUCUGAGCAAUGGCAGAACAAGCAUUUGGCAGGAAUACCAGCCUGGACCGGUGUAUAACCAGGGCUUCCCAUGUAACACCGCGCGCAAAGAUCCAGGUUCUCUUACGGAACGUGGAGGUGGCGACUUGUUGAAUCUUAACUGCAUGGAGCGCAAGCAGUCUACUCAAAAAGCGGUGGAUGGCCUCAUCAUCCGGACACCCGCACAGGUCAAUCCACCAAAGUCUGAGAUAGAGAUGAAUGCUGGAGACAAUGCGAUGGAAGAUCUGAGGAAUCUGAAUGAUUACUUCCGGACCUUUUCAACAACUGGAAAUCGUCGGACUGGCGGACAGCUGGAAGGAUCGAGAGACGCGGGUAUGACUGAGCUCAUGAAUUCUAAUCGUGGUGUCAGUGAAGGAGCUCCCAUUCCGGUGCCCACAGGUCAAGAUAGAAUCACUACCAAAUAG
This is a messenger RNA of Cladophialophora yegresii CBS 114405, 885 nucleotides long. RefSeq lists its product as uncharacterized. The record is from RefSeq and is a predicted model, not a curated record. NCBI's taxonomy places the organism in Eukaryota, Fungi, Ascomycota, Eurotiomycetes, Chaetothyriales, Herpotrichiellaceae. The transcript has a single exon. The coding region runs from base 1 to 885 and encodes 294 amino acids.